AUGGUUGAGGGUGAGAUCAAGCAAUGCAAAAAGAGAAGGCUUAAGAUGCAAGCCGAUUUGAAAGAUGAUCAGAGGAUGGAAGAUCUGAUGCAGAGGUAUGUCUACUCUGAGGAAGAGGAAGAAAGUGAUGGUCUCCAAGUGGAAGAUGGUGAGGAUAACCAAGAUGAGCAGAUGGAGGAUGCUGAGGAGAGCAAGAGGAGGAUGAGCUCCCCAUGUACCAAGAGCACUACAAUGCUCUCUUCUCCAUGGACUUUGUGGAGACCAAGUACCCACAUGAUGACACAUGAGGCCCUUGGAAUCUUUGAGGAUGUGGAGUUGGUGCUCAAGAACAUGCACUUGGCCAAGUUCUUCUCUCACCGCAUGGAGUCUUACAAGGAGCUCACUUGUGAGUUUUUGGCUUCAAUGAGGUACCACAUGAGUAAAGAGCUCGAUCGAGCUGAUUGGACCAAGGCUGGGAUGGAUCACGUUCUUGGCAAAGGGAGAGAAGAGAUGGUGACCUUUAGGCAGCUUGGAGAUACUGUUUGGGUUCACUAUGGAGAGGAAAGUGGAACAUCAAGGAAAGAACUCCAAAGAGUUUGGGCUACAAUCGCUGAGGGAGUACUCUUCCUCAAGGAAAGCCACGGGACAAUCAAUGAGGAGAAGGAAGCUCCUUACCAUGGGAAUCAAGCCCAUCAUCUCACGCACAAGGAUGGAAGAGGAUCAGAGGAGAUAGAGCACACACAGGGAACUCAUCCUUUGCCAGCUCUCUCCUUGACAGCUCCUCUCCUACAAGACACAGCUUACAACACUAGGCAUCAAAGAGGAAGAAGCUUAGUGUUGGAGGGUCAUCACACCUAUCUUUGUGCAGCUGGAGUUAAACAAGAGAAGGUCUACUCCAGGUUGGAUGGACAUCAAGUUUUGCAAGACCAACCUCCUCAUUGA
Molecule: messenger RNA, 921 nt
Organism: Microthlaspi erraticum
Lineage: Eukaryota; Viridiplantae; Streptophyta; Magnoliopsida; Brassicales; Brassicaceae
Source: the annotation of a GenBank genome assembly